AUGAGUAACACGGCAUCAACACCACUCUUCGCUUGUUCGCGUUGUUUCUCAAGACACCCUUUCGAGGAAUUAUCAACUGGUGAACAACUUUGUAAGGAAUGUCGCGGAUCUUUCCCAGUCGUCAAGUGCACGUACUGCCGUUCUGAGUUUCAACAGACAAGCAAAUCAAAUACAUCUUCAAUUUGUAAGAAGUGUGAGGCCAACGUGAAAGCUUACGGGAAGCCUACAGCCUGUGAAUAUUGCAACAUCAUCGCUGCAUUUAUUGGUAACAAAUGCCAACGGUGUGCUAACUCUGAGCGCAAGUAUGGGCCAGCGGUCACCUGUGAGCAGUGCAAACAACGCUGCGCUUUUGACCGCCAUGAUGACAGUAAAAAGGUUGACGGAAAGCUCUUAUGUUGGCUGUGCACUCAGUCUCUCAAACGAGCGCUGGCUAGAACCAAGCAGCAUAUGUCAUCUGUGGACAAACAUAAGCAUAGGGGACACAAGUCCAGGAGUGGACACAAGGAGAAGCGCAAGUCAGACAUGAUGAAGUCCAUGAACUCUAAUGAUUCCUCACUGAAUGACUCGCAGCCAUCUGAGAAAAAAUCUAAGAUGAACCCAUUGCAAGUUAUAUUUCGCUCCAUAGGUGAACUGGACCCCAACAGUUCUGACCAUGUGGUAGCAAUGACGCAGCUGAAGGAGACCAUUGCCAGUCUACAGAAGAAAGUACAACAGAAGGACAAUGAGUUACUUGCCAAAGAUAAAUUGAUCACGGAACUUAAAGCUCAGCACCUAAACAACACACAGGACCUACGGAACGAGAUGAAGAACAAGGAGCGACUGAACGAGACAAAGUUUAACCUAAUGAACACUAAAAUACAGAACUUGCUAAAAGAAGUAGCGACACUAAGCAAGUCCGCUAAAAAAAACAAUAAGAACACCAAGAUUGCGCUAGCCAAUACAGAAAAUAGCGGCAGUGGAACAGACAGCCCGAGCACCAACUAG
Spodoptera littoralis (African cotton leafworm) is the source of this 984-nucleotide messenger RNA. The record is from the annotation of a GenBank genome assembly. NCBI's taxonomy places the organism in Eukaryota, Metazoa, Arthropoda, Insecta, Lepidoptera, Noctuidae.